This is a messenger RNA of Colletotrichum scovillei, 711 nucleotides long. RefSeq names its product IgE-binging protein. The record is from RefSeq and is a predicted model, not a curated record. NCBI's taxonomy places the organism in Eukaryota, Fungi, Ascomycota, Sordariomycetes, Glomerellales, Glomerellaceae. Gene Ontology annotation, molecular function: glyoxalase III activity. Bases 1 to 711 code for a protein of 236 amino acids. The transcript has 3 exons.
AUGCUGUGUACGAAGAUCGAUGGCUUGAUAUCGACUUCUUCCCAGGGCCAUGGUCAGAAGGAGCCAGCUGCAUUACCUACGCUGCCGCUGCAUCCUUACAGCGUCUUAAGAGCAGCUGGUUUUGAGGUUGAUCUCGCUUCCGAGACUGGUACAUAUACCCCUGACUGGCUUUCGACACAGCCAGAUUUCCUCAACGGCGAAGACUUGGAUGUUUGGAAUAAUACCAAGAGCGAAUUCCGCAUGAAGCUCGACAACAUGCCAAAAGCCGCUGACCUCGAUGGUAACGCAUACGGGCUUUUCUACGCAUCUGCCGGCCAUGCCGCUCUCAUCGAUUAUCCCACGGCCUCUUCUCUUCAGCGAAUCGCAGCGCAAGUCUGGGCGAAUGGGGGGGUGGUCUCGUCUGUCUGCCACGGACCAGCACUUUUCGCCAAUCUGAUCGACCGUAGCACCAAUGAGCCCUUGAUCAAGAACAAGAGAAUCACCGGGUUUACUACGGAAGCCGAAUCCUCCAUGGGGAUCAUGGAUGAACUCAGAAGCUGGGGUGCUGAGAUGGUGGAGGAAACGGCAAUUCGACUCGGGGCGACAUAUGUGCGUGCCCCUGGUAUCUGGGACGACUUUCAUGUAGUCGAUGGUCGCCUAGUGACAGGCCAGAACCCAGCCAGUGCUACAUCUACUGCUCAAGCUGCUGUUCGGGUUUUCGAUAGCGCUUGA